Messenger RNA from Theobroma umbraticum, 1183 nucleotides. RefSeq lists its product as uncharacterized. NCBI's taxonomy places the organism in Eukaryota, Viridiplantae, Streptophyta, Magnoliopsida, Malvales, Malvaceae. The record is from RefSeq and is a predicted model, not a curated record. Gene Ontology annotation, biological process: response to red or far red light; maintenance of protein location in nucleus. Gene Ontology annotation, molecular function: nuclear import signal receptor activity. Gene Ontology annotation, cellular component: nuclear speck; cytoplasm.
AAGUGUCAAUUAUUGGUUCGUGCUUCUCACGCUCACCGACUGAGAAUUGAGAAUUUAUUCAACUGUAUGCGAAGUGCAAAGAAAGCGGAUUUAUUCUCGGAUAUCCACGAAGAAGGUAACUGGGUAGUCCGUAGUCUAGUUUCCUCAUCGUCAUCCUAAAGUUUCAGACUUUGCGCCGGUGUCUGUCCGGAAAUGGAGGUAGAUAGCCAGACCAACCCAUCACAGAUUAAGAGCUUGCUCAAUGGGUCAAUGAACAUUGUUGACUUUAACAAGAAAAGAAAGUUAGAGGCUGAGCAGUUGGGCUUGCCUAUAUCAAAGCAUCAAUGUUGGAAUCGGAGCUUACCAUCAAAGCCUCCGACCUUUAGCAGCAUCCAGGAAGUAGAGGGGUUUAGUCCAUGCACUUUCAAAGGAAAGGGAGGGGCUGCUUAUGAUGUAUCCGAAACUGGAUCAGCAGAAGAUAGCAAUAGCUUUUCUGAAGACUCUGACUAUGCAAUGUCUGUGCAUUAUGAAGCUAAAUUUGGAACAGAGGACACAAAGUAUUUACUAUAUGGCAGAGCUUCCUCCUCAUCUUCUGAUUGGGGAUCCAACUCCCAAGGUUCCCUUUAUUCUUCAGAUAGUACAGCAGUAGUUUCAAGCAGUGUUGAAAAAGAAGUACAAUCUUCUCCUGGUGGGGAGCCUGAACCUGCUAAUGUUGAACUAGCUGAGAAUCUUGAGGAGUCCAUUGUAGAGUAUGGAAGUCAUGUAGAUUACAUCUACUCAGGAUACGGAAACUACCCCAUAGAGGCAUACCAAGAUAAGGAAAUUGAGGAAAUUCUCAACACCAAUGGGGCUAAUCCAAAUGUUUAUGUUCUUUCAUCUGGAAGAUGGAGUGUCAACCAAGGGGCUUCACAAACUGCAAGGAAACCAACCAUUGAUCAAGAAUUUGAGCAGUAUUUUUCUACGCUUAUGCUCUAGAGGAGAGUACUUCAAUCUGAAUGUCAAAGCUGUGUAUAUAAUAUUGUAUAUGGCUUGACAUUAAAGUCAAAAUGUAAAAAUUGGAUUGUUUUUUGUGGUUGUCUAAGUAACUAUUUGCUAGAGAUUUGAGGUGACUCUACCUUUGUCUCUCCCAUCUUAAAGCCAACUUUAGUUCUGGUGUAUAUAUUAUUUAUAGUAAUAAAAUGUUGGUUUCAUGUAGCUAUUAUAA